AUGUCCGAGCACGAACAGACUGCAACUGGUUUCGAGCCCAGAUUAGCGCUUGUGCGCAUGCGCGGCUCCAAAGAAGAGUAUACGUAUCAAGUCGUGCGGGUCGGUACUGAAGAACAGGUGGACAGCCUGAAUGCCGACGGACACAGUGAUCCACUAUCCCGCUUGCCAUGCAUUGAAAGGUUCGAGACCAACAUCACCUUACUCGGCGAGCUUCGACAUCACUUGCGAGACGGUUACCAUUCCCGUGUCAAACUCACAACGCUGGGGAUGUACAAUGCUUGGGCUGUGGCGAUGUAUCAGGUCUUGGGCAACCUCAAACUUGAGCAGUACGAAAGCAACGGAAAAGUCAUGGACUACUUCAAUCUUGCCAGCCACUUCACCCGCGCUUUCAAAGGUCAAGCAGAAGACUUGUUCUCCUACAUCGACAAGCUGACUGCUGAACGGGAUACGGAUAUUUUCUCUUCUCUAGCCAAGUCUUGGCCGAAGGAAGAGCUCUGUCCACAUCCAGGGAUACCGGCCAUGCUCCUCGCUGGUCUCUGGGAUGAUCAAGACUUCAUGAAGCUGUCCGAUGUUGCCAUGACCGCACUGGGCGAGACAAUCAGACUGAUCAAAAUGCUUGAUCUGCCGGUGACUACCCCAAAGGCUGGAAUGGAAACCUUGUCGAAGAUUCGGCGUGGAGCUGAGAAGAUGAUCGAGCGGUCUCGAUCGGAUACCAUGGACGACCCAGACAAUUUCGCCGCCUGGUUAUGCAGCGUGGCGGGCUGGACAGAAUCCGGCGUUUCGCGGGCGCGAACCAGAGACACAGUCGCGAGGGCUCACCGUUUGAGAGCUACAGAAGGCAGUCGCGCAGACCUGCUCGAUGCCUGCUCGCGGUAUUUCUCGUUUCAUAAAGAGGCGGGCAAAGGCCAAGAAUCGGAUAGACUCCUGCGAAGUCUUGCGAGUAUCGGUGAAGACGAUGACGGUCGAUUGGUCGAGACUUUCGCCAUAUUCGAACGAGAUAGGGUUAGGGAUGGGGAUCACGAAGAGUCUACAGGUCCGCAAGAUACGGAUAUGCAAGAGGUUUGA
This is a messenger RNA of Dioszegia hungarica, 1065 nucleotides long. RefSeq lists its product as uncharacterized. The transcript is spliced from 2 exons. The coding region runs from base 1 to 1065 and encodes 354 amino acids. NCBI's taxonomy places the organism in Eukaryota, Fungi, Basidiomycota, Tremellomycetes, Tremellales, Bulleribasidiaceae. The record is from RefSeq and is a predicted model, not a curated record.